AAGUAUUGACAUUCAUAUGCGGAAGAAGUUUUAAAGUGGAGAAAACAAUCGGGUGGAUCGACGAACGGUAACUUUAAAUAAAGUGUAGAAGAAACAAACGACGGUGUGAUAUUUGGUCUGUUCAGCUAACGUUUCUGGCAUCUCUGGUGGUCGUUUUCCACAUUAAAACAGUCAAGAUGGAGUUCCUUUUUGGAAAAAGAAAGACUCCGGAGGAGAUGCUCAGACAGAAUCAGAGAGCACUUAAUAGAGCAAUGAGAGAUCUAGACAGAGAACGCCAGAGACUGGAACAACAGGAAAAGAAAAUAAUUGCUGACAUUAAGAAAAUGGCCAAACAAGGACAGAUGGAUGCUGUGAAGAUCAUGGCCAAGGACUUGGUGCGCACAAGACGAUACGUCAAGAAAUUCAUCAUGAUGAAAGCCAAUAUUCAAGCUGUCAGCCUUAAAAUCCAAACCCUCAAAUCAAACAACAGCAUGGCGCAAGCUAUGAAAGGAGUCACCAAAGCUAUGGCCACCAUGAAUAGACAGUUGAAGUUGCCACAGAUUCAGAAGAUCAUGAUGGAGUUUGAGCGCCAAAGUGAAAUCAUGGACAUGAAGGAGGAGAUGAUGAAUGAUGCAAUUGAUGAUGCAAUGGGGGAUGAAGAUGAUGAAGAGGAGAGUGAUGCUGUGGUUUCUCAAGUUCUGGAUGAGCUGGGUUUGAAUCUUUCUGAUGAACUUUCAAACCUGCCUUCUACUGGAGGAAAUCUCUCGGUUGCGACUGGGAAGAAGGCUGAACCACAGGCUACGCUGGCAGAUGCUGAUGCUGACUUGGAGGAGAGGCUGAAUAACCUCAGGAGAGACUGAGAAUGAGAGGACUUUAGUAAAGGGUUUGAUUUGGAACUGUUUGCGGAAAGCUUGCUUCACUAAAAUGUAGACUGAUUCAAAAGAGGGAGGAUGUGAAUGCUGUUUUUUUUUCUUCCCGACAUUAGACGCUUUAAAUUUUUUUAAAAUUCCUUUUUGUUUUUCUGUCUCCUUUUAUGACGUGCUGUAGAAAUAUUACCAAACACCUUACCCAAAUGAAGAUGCAAUGCAUCAGACUGAUCUCAAGCCUUCUGUUUAGACAAAUCCUUUUUUGAAGGAGAUGAAAUCAACAAAAGAAUCUGUUACUCCGAGAUUCCAACUUGAUCUUUUGAGGAAAACUUAACACUAAAUAUUUCAUUAUUAUGAAAACCGGUUUAUCACACGUCAUCUUUUAAUUAUCAUAAACAUAGUUGCUGAUACUAAACUUUUAUAUAAAUAGUGCAAAAUGGAGUCAUUCCAGUUUUCAGUCUGUUCAUACAAGAGAAUUAUCUUUCAAAUACCUGUGCUAUUAUACGAUCAUGAUCUUCUAAUAAUAUAUUCAUCUUGAUCUUUUAGUAGUAAAUACCUACAUAUAAUAAAUUUGGUGGUUUAUGUCA
This is a messenger RNA of Carassius carassius (crucian carp), 1432 nucleotides long. RefSeq names its product charged multivesicular body protein 2A (gene chmp2a). Gene Ontology annotation, biological process: endosome transport via multivesicular body sorting pathway; late endosome to vacuole transport; protein transport. NCBI's taxonomy places the organism in Eukaryota, Metazoa, Chordata, Actinopteri, Cypriniformes, Cyprinidae. Gene Ontology annotation, cellular component: multivesicular body; ESCRT III complex. The record is from RefSeq and is a predicted model, not a curated record. The coding region runs from base 177 to 839 and encodes 220 amino acids. The transcript is spliced from 6 exons.